This is a messenger RNA of Mercenaria mercenaria, 2718 nucleotides long. RefSeq lists its product as uncharacterized. The transcript has 16 exons. Gene Ontology annotation, biological process: apoptotic DNA fragmentation. NCBI's taxonomy places the organism in Eukaryota, Metazoa, Mollusca, Bivalvia, Venerida, Veneridae. Gene Ontology annotation, cellular component: mitochondrial inner membrane; nucleus. The record is from RefSeq and is a predicted model, not a curated record. Gene Ontology annotation, molecular function: RNA endonuclease activity; single-stranded DNA endonuclease activity; metal ion binding. Bases 247 to 2493 code for a protein of 748 amino acids.
CAUAUAUGUGGCAAUUAUUAACAUGUUCUGUCAUGAUAUUUUGACUUACGGAGACGUCACGACUGAGAUAGUUUAGCAUUAUUACAAUACACAGUCGGUAUUGAAAUUGUGUUUCCGAUACAUGUGCUAAUUAGAUAAAUCCUCAAUAUCUAUGUGAAAACAAGGGAUGUGUUUUGUAUGAUUGCAACACUGUGAGUUGCUCUAAUUACUGACAAAUGACUGAAACAAUAGGAAUUCGUACGAGAGAUGGAUAGACAAAACAACAGUGAGAAGAGUCGCGAUGGGAGUGAAGAGCUGAAAGAUAAACAAACAGCAGACAAUGUCGCUGAAAGUGUAGAUACCACCAAGGAGUGUCCAAUUCGUCGGGCAGCCGAAUACACGCGGAAUGGAGUACAUUAUGAAGCGGAGAAGAGUCGCGAUGGGAGUGAAGAGCUGAAAGAUAAACAAACAGCAGACAAUGUCGCUGAAAGUGUAGAUACCACCAAGGAGUGUCCAAUUCGUCGGGCAGCCGAAUACACGCGGAAUGGAGUACAUUAUGAAGCGGAGAAGAGUCGCGAUGGGAGUGAAGAGCUGAAAGAUAAACAAACAGCAGACAAUGUCGCUAAAAGUGUACAUACCACCAAGGAGUGUCCAAUUCGUCGGGCAGCCGAAUACACGCGGAAUGGAGUACAUUAUGAAGCGGAGAAGAGUCGCGAUGGGAGUGAAGAGCUGAAAGAUAAACAAACAGCAGACAAUGUCGCUGAAAGUGUAGAUACCACCAAGGAGUGUCCAAUUCGUCGGGCAGCCGAAUACACGCGGAAUGGAGUACAUUAUGAAGCGGAGAAGAAUCGCGAUGAGUGUGAAGAGCUGAAAGAUAAACAAACAGCAGACAAUGUCGCUGAAAGUGUAGAUACCACCAAGGAGUGUCCAGUUCGUCGGGCAGCCGAAUACACGCGGAAUGGAGUACAUUAUGAAGCGGAGGAGAGUAGUGAGUUGAAAGCUGCACAAAUAAGAGAAAAAUUAUCUAAAAGUGUUGAUACCAGCAAAGAGGAUCAGACAACCGACGACACGAAGAAUGAAGAAUACACCUUGAAUAUACUGGAGCAGCGUUUUAAAGAUGAUGUGCAGAACCAUUGGGAUAAGAUCGAGUUGUUGAGUCAGGCGUUGCAGAAGACCCUUAAUACUGGAGAUUCCUUGCUAAAGAAAGGGAGACCCGUAGGAAAUGAUCUCAACCAACUCAAAAGAAUAAGGGAAAUGUUCUGUUCAAAUGAUGCAUUCAGUCGAUGUGCGAAUACGUCAAAUAAAUGCGACUUUCCUGAUCCUAAAAUUUACAGUACGUCGUCCGGAAAACCUGACCAUUUUGGUAGCCCUAAGGAGAGUCGCGACGAGAGUACAGAGCUUAAAGAUACCGAAAAAGAGACUGCAAAUCAACUGAGACCUUCUGCAAGGGAGGAGAAUCUAAACGAGAGUAAGGAGCUUGAAGAUACAAGAAUAGCAAACAAUGCCACUGGAAGGGAUGAUACCGACAAAUGGACUGCAUUUCAAAGUGGAAUAGAUUUGCGAUGUGAUAAAAUAGAGCCUAGUGUGAACAGCAAUGUCAUGCAGACCUCAAGAGAAAAUUCAUCGCAGAGCGUAACAGAAUUGAUUGAAGACAUGUUUGGUACACAGUCUGGAGUACGUAAGGUUGUUCACUCUGGAUACAUUUGCAUUUACAACUUAGAAAAACGUCUUGGAAUAACUUACGAAUACCUUACGAAGGACAAUCUCUUAGGAGACGCGCACAGAAAGGGGUCUUUUAAAAGAGAUGAAGAUGUUGGGAUCUCUUGUCCUACAUGCAAAGAAUUUAGAACGAAUAAUUACCACAUAGGACAUUUAGCUGCUUCUGCAAAUUACAAAAAUAGCCAGGACCAAACAAAUGACACAUUUUAUUUGACAAACGCCGUGCCACAGAAAACGAAGGGUAGCACGUGGGAAAAGAUUGAAAUCUAUGCACGGGAUCUGUUGGAAAAACAUAAAAAUGAAAGUUUGUUGGUGAUUACUGGAUGGCUAAUGAUAGAAAAGCCUUCCGAAAAUGGCCAGGCUGCUAUAGUGACAUAUCAGAAGCAUAAUAAGUUAUCCGUACCAACCCAUUUAUUCAAGAUUUUGAUAACAGUAAAUGAGAAGAAACCAGACGGUAAAGCGGUGUUUAUUGUUCCAAACAAUCCGAAUGAAGAAAGCUGUUUUGACGACCGUGGUGCUCAUCAAAAGCUGGUGGAAAUUGAAAAUAUCCAUGGAUACAAAUUCGUGCCAAAGAUAGAUACGAGCACACUUCGUGAUUUAUCCAAUCAUUUCAAAAAUAAUGUUAUAUCUGAUAUUGACUUUAAAAUGCUUAUUUCUGAAAAGAAAGUUCGGGACGCAAAGUCUAUGGAGAGGCUUGAAAAAGUAAUGGCGUCAUUAAAUGGACUUGAACCAAGCGAAUCACUUAAGAAUCUGUAUCAAUCACGCAAACGAGACUUUCAAAAACAACUUUCCUGAUGUGAUAAAUCAAAAUUAUCUAUCUGAUUGAAUUACGGUUUGUAAUAAAAAUUGAGAAUAUCACUCUUAGAAAAUAAAGAUUAAAAACAGACAAUGUUAAAGCUGUUGUUCUUUACCUUUUUGUGAGAAAAAAAUAAGUUUGCACGGUGUUUGGUAUAAAAUGUAUGUCUUUUAUUGAUAAAUAACACGAGAAAUGAAAACAAGAAAUAAAGAUCACUGCUUAAA